This is a messenger RNA of Zootoca vivipara (common lizard), 9220 nucleotides long. RefSeq names its product disintegrin and metalloproteinase domain-containing protein 20-like. The record is from RefSeq and is a predicted model, not a curated record. NCBI's taxonomy places the organism in Eukaryota, Metazoa, Chordata, Lepidosauria, Squamata, Lacertidae. Gene Ontology annotation, biological process: male gonad development; proteolysis. Gene Ontology annotation, cellular component: plasma membrane; sperm head plasma membrane; external side of plasma membrane. Gene Ontology annotation, molecular function: metalloendopeptidase activity.
UUGCUUAGAAAUUAUUUCAGAUUACUUAAUAAAAAUAUUUUAUGUAAAGGUAUUUUUAUUUAUUACCUUUGUAUCCCACCUUUCAUCCAAGGACCUCAAAGAAUCAUACAUAGAUCUCAUUUCCCCCCCUCACAAUAGCCUGUGAGGUAGGUAAUAGCAUCUGGUCUCAGAUAGAUUGUAGUGACUGUCCCUGCUAAUUUCAUGGCAGCUUGGGAAUUUUAAUGUAGGUUUCCAGGUGCUAGUUAAACACUCUGCAAUAGUGAUGUCUUCAUAAAAAGGUGUAUAUCAGCUUUUCAUCAAGAGAACACCAAUUUGUUUUGGUGUUAUGAUUGGUUUUAUGAAUGCAAAUCAUUCCUGGAACAGUAUAGUUGUCUACUAUUACAACUAAUUUUUGCCUUUUAUUCAAAGUAAUAAUAGCCUCUAGACAUAUAAAUUACUGUAGAUUAUUUGGUAGUCAUGCCUUCUGCAGCCAGUGCAAUAUCUUUUAUUGGGACACCCCAUGGAAUUUAAUGAGAGCAAAGCAGAUGAUAUGUAUGAAAGUGACAAGUUUGAUAACACAUACGGUGUUGGUACAGUCCUCAUUGGGUUUUGCCACUCCAGUGUUGUUUAUGCUGUCAAACGUUCCUGGCUACUUAGCAGACCUCUUAUUUUGACAUUUUGCCAGUUGGGACUCCCUCUAGCUCAGGGGUGGGGAACCGAUGGCUCACAGGCCAAUCUUGGCCCCAUCAGGGGUUCCAAUUUAGCCCAUGAGGAUAUUUUCCACGAACCACACCCACAUGUGGCAUCAGUUUAUGGGCAGGGUUCAGUCCUGCUGGGUGCUGCUUCACUAGUGGAGAGUGCAUUAGCAAAGUAAAUUCCUGCAGAGAGCAGAAUUGUAUCCUCUGCUCACCAGCUGGUGAGUGGAGCACUUAAUCUUGCUGGAUGCUGCUUUGCCACUGCAUUUUCUGCAAAUAACAUCUCCCUUCACCUAUAAGUCAACUUUAGCAUGUGGAUGGUACUGCCCACUAAUCAGUUACCUGACACCAUUAUGUCAAAGAUUGACAGGUGUGUGGCUACUGCGUACCUGUCGAAGAUGGCCCGUGGGGUGGUGGGCAUUAAAGAUCUUGGCUGUUGAACUUCCGCUUAAGGCACCACGGAAGAUGGCUGAAAAUUCCAUUGCUCCAGCUCUUACGGGGUAAUUAGAGGCUGAGAUGGGAGUAAUCAGUCUCCCAAAAUCUUCCAGGGGGGUAUGGGAAGAUGCAGUCUCAUCCGCAGAUGCCCAACAACCCAGCCCCAAAUUUGGAAGGAAGGAGGGGCUGGGGGGCACUGGAUGGAAAAACCCCGAGAGAGUCUGGCUCUCCUGGACUCUGUCUCCGUGAGUGAAUCAAGUUCCAUUUCUUAAGAUGAAAAAUUGGAUUUAAGUUUUGGACAUUCUUCGAGCGAGGAGGGAGGAAUUACUCUGCUAAACAACCCAGCCACUGAGGUGUCAAAAAAGACUGAGUGGAAGAAGGAUUAACAUCUAAGUUGGUAUGUUGGAACGGAACAGAAUGGGUGAAGAUAAAAAGUUGAAAUUCCAAAUUGAAUUAUUGGAAGGCAGAGAGAAAUUAUUAUCAAAAAUAGAUAAUUUCUUGUUGGAAUGGUUUACAAAAGAUGAAUCGGCAAAAUAUGCUAUGAUAAAAUGGGCAAUGGAUUUUGGGUACAAUAUUGAAUAUGACGCGUGGUUGAAAUUAUGGAAUGAAACAUUGAAAUUUACUGCAUCUACCGACUUGAAGGAAAAUGUGAUGAAAAUGAUGUGUAGAUGGUACUUAACACCGGUGAAAUUAGCUAAAAUGUACAGGAUGAGUAACAAAACAUGUUGGAAAUGUAAAGAUAAAGAUGGUGAAUUUUAUCAUAUGUGGUGGACAUGUGAGAAAGUAAAAGGAUUUUGGGAAAUGAUAUAUAAUGAGUUGAAAAAGAUGUUUCAGUAUUCUUUUCCCCCAAACCCGAAGCAUUUCUAUUAGGUUUAAUGGGAGAGGAAAUAGCAAAGGGAGAUCAGAGAUUGUUUAUGUAUGCUACAACUGCGGCGAGGACUUUACUAGCCCCAAAGUGGAAAUUACAGGAGAUACUGAAGAUUGAGGAGUGGCAAACAAAGAUGAUGGAUGAUGCUGUACUGGCAAAGUUGACCUGCGGGAUCUGAAACCAGGGAGAGACAAAGUUCCAGAGGGAAUGGAGUAAAUUUAUUGACUAUAUUGAGAAGAACUGUAGAAGUUUGAAGACACUUGCAGGACUGAAAUAAAUCCUAUGAUGUGAACUUGUUUGUUUUCAUAAAAAGGAACUGCGAGAUGAGAUUGAGAAACAAAGCCGAAUGGCGGGAGGGAGAGAAGUCACAUGCUCGGCAGAGCGUAAAGACUGAGAAGGGUGAAUUUAAGAUGAAAUGUAAUUUGUUUUGUUUAUUUGGAAAAUAAAAGAUUAUCCAAUUUGUUGACAUCAGACAGAAGCAGGAUCUCAUUAGCCGCUAGAGUCUUGUUAAAAAACCUUGGAUGGUUUCCUAGAAUCUGUGGGAGCAGUGUCGCAGUUUUAAUUUGGAAAUCCGCCAUAUUGGAAGUCAAGACCGGGCUGAAGAAUUAUAAAUAGUCAUAGGGGGAGGUGAGCCUUUAAAAUGUAAUUAUAUUUGUAUUUCCAGUUUGAUUUGGUAAAUCUCCCCUGAAAAGGCUAAUGUUUGAUGUUUGAUGUAACCGGUUUGGGAAAAUUACUGAGCAGAUGCUUAGACUUGAUUUUAUUGGAACUAUGUGAACAUGGUGGCUGCCAGCAGUGAAAUGACUUUUGGAUUGAUUCCGCAGAAACACCAGAGUGUGAGGAGAUACUGUGAACUUAUGGAAGGGAAUCAUAGACAUAAAACCCACACAGAAAGACAUAAUUGUUUGUUUUAACUCGCUUGUGGGAACAACUCAGAGGCUGCGAAAGAAUGAAGGAUAACAACAGAAAGAAAUAGAGGAACCACUGAAAAUGAUUAUGAAAUGCAGUAGAACUAUGAUGAUGACCAGAGCCCUUCAAAUUUGAAGCAUGGGAAGUCCUCAAUAAAUUAUAAUUUGGCAGAAUAUUUGGAUUAUUUGAUAUAUAUAUGUAUAAUUUGGAAUAUUUAGUGUGAUUUGAUUGGAUUGUUAAAGUAGAAAACUUAAUAAAAAUGAUUUAAAGUGGUACCUUGACUUAUGAAGAUGAUCCGUUCCGCGGCGCUCUUCAUAAGUCGAGGUUUCUGGAUGUCGAAGUGGCCAUUCUGCGCAUGCGCGAAGCACGAUUUUGCGUAUUUGCGCAUACACGGACCGCACGCAGGGCGAAAACACUUCCGGGGGUGUCAGCUUCGUAAGUCGAAACCUUCGGAAGUCGAAGCAUUCGUAUGUUGAGGUACCACUGUAUAUAAAAAGGGGGGGAAAUUUAUAUGCCUGACUAGCUUCCCCCAGCUGCUAAUCCAGCCAGUGAAAUCAGGAGGUAUGGCUCAAAUUCCAGUGAGUAGGAAUUUGAAAGGGAAAGGUAAAUUUAGCCCCUGGGAAUGGGAUUGUUUUUGUAACCAAGGGAAAUGACGGUGCGUGUUAAGAAGGGAUAAGGCAAUGGGCAUUGAAUUAACUGUGGAAUUAAUGCCCUAUGGAUGUUUCCUUUUUAAAUCAAAUGUUUUUAACCAGUCACAAAAUGGCUGCUACAUCUUGUGGAAAUAGAGACAGAGCCACAAAAUGGUCAGCCACCUCAUCAAUGGGGAGGGGGCACCAACAGAAUCCACUGCUGUGCUCUCUUGCAGGGAGAAUCCAUCACUUCUCUGUUUAGAACAGAAUGGAUGGUGAGUGUCCAGUUCUGGCAUUCAGUGAAGGGGUGGGCAUUUUUAAAGGGCUGAAGGUAUUCAGUGUGGUAAAGGCCAAACCAGUUCAAACAAGAACUAAGCAGGAAGAGCAAACAGUCUCUAAUGCAUUGCGGUUUUGAGAGGUUACUUCUUGUGACCUUUCACAGGUCAUGGGAACCCCUGCCAUAGCCAAUAUCUUAUACUGUAUAAGUUCAACUACAAUGACAAUUUUCUCAAAUUUUGAAGAAAAUGAAGCAGCUUUAAGCAAUGUAAUAUUACCAUAGUUUAUUUUACAUAAAUAAAAAAGUACUUAUUUUAAAGUCACAUUAAGUUAUCUUCUGUAUGACAAUAUGCCUUACAUGAAGAAUUGUGUACCGUUAAACAGAAAUAAUCUGGUGUCUAAUCUUUUAUCACUAUUUGCUUCCUGUCUCAUUGGGUUGCUAAUAAGCAAAUUCAAACCAUCAUAUCAAAGGCACCUAAAAAGAGGAUACAGAGAACUGUGGAAGCAAAAAUAUUAAUGUUAUAUGGACAAAAUAUAAAACAAUCUUACCAAUAAGAAGCAUUUAUUUAUUUGUUUAUUUAAAAAUGUGAAAAAAACAAUUCUUAAGAACUGAAAGCAAAAUGCCUACAUUUUUUAUCUGAUAUAGGUGUAAAAUAGCUCAGAAGUCCAUUAAAUGCCCCUUUUAACAGCCCCUAUGUUACCUCAGUAACCUCCUCCCUACCCUGAAACUUUUGUAAGUUAUUACCGGUAAUUAAAAAGCAUGACAAAUCCUCAGGCUAUGACCAUUUACUUUGAUGUGCAAAGGGCCAUGAUACUAGUCAGGAUUUUCCUGCUGUGAAAACCAGUAGGCAGGAGGAAAAAAACCCAGGUUAUCCUGGAGACUCAAAAGCAGGAAUAGGAACAUUGGGACAUGCCUUAUACUGAGUCUGAUAAUUGAUCUAUCUAGCUCUGGCAUGUCUUAAGACUGGAAUCUGGGUGGUGGUGGUGCACAGACAUAAUUCCACUGUCUAUAACUUAAACUUCAAACCUUCAGAUUUCCACCAAGAGCAUAACUAUGGUCCAUUAAUUAUUGUCUGGGGGAUUGGUCUGCUUUUGAAGAGUGACUUGCUCAUGAGUUUCUUUUUACUCAUGCAAAAUCUUUAUUCACCAGGUGUGCAUUUCUGCAUCUGGUAGCCAAUCAAGCCUGCAACUUUAGGCUCCUGUGGUCCUUAGAACUAAGUGGAUACCUGAUGUCUGUCUCAGAUUCAGAGAGAAGGUUAUCCACAUAUUAGGAGGAAGCAUGAACUGCUCUCUCCCUCGAUGACACUGGAUCCAAUUGGUGUGCCUUAAUGUUCCUUGACAUGGUCCGUCUCCCUAUAACAUUGUGCUUGGGAAGCUUAAGAUUAUCUCUGAAGAGAAUAACUCCAGUGAAAGCCAGAUACUGUAGUAUCAACCCCCAAGGAGCCUCUCCUAAAUAGAGUUCAUAUUUCUUGUAUUAGUAUGAGGUUAGUGAUUUUGGUUAUCUUUCACUCCCCUAACAUCUUGGUCCGAAAAUUUUCCACAGAACAUCCUGUUCUUCCUGUAACUGCCCUUUUUGCUAACCAUCUUCUAGGUUCUCCCCCACCCUUUCCAUUCUCUCCCCAUUCCGUCUUGUUAAUAACCAAGCUCCGCCCACAUUCCAAAGGGAAAUCUGACAGUUGCUAUAGACAGAAUCCUUCUCCUCUAUCUAACAUGCAGCCUUCUUCCUAUCUUGCCUUGCACCCACAAGAAGCUUCCCUAUUGAGAAAGACAAGCAAGAGUGGAGUGGUCUAGUGAAUUAUUUCACCGAUCAAGGAAAAUGACUAGCAAUCUUGCCUGGCUACUGGUGCUGAUCUCAUGGAACGUGUUAUGUGAGAAUGCAGGUCAGAAGCCACCACAGGGUUUUAGAUAUGCUUCUUAUGAAGUGAUCAUCCCGAGGAAACUUACUCCCCGAUAUGGAGAACAUGAAACUCAUGAUGUCACAUACCUGCUGCAGAUUGAGGGGAAGGGUCUUGUGGUGAUGCUCAGGAAAAAGAAGAGCUUUGUCCCUAAACACUUCACUGUCAUCACAUACAGUAAGGAGGGAGACCUCCAGGUGGACUAUCCUUUCAUCAAAGAUGACUGCUUCUACCAUGGCUUUGUACAAGACAAGCCUUCCUCUAGGGUCACCCUCAGUACUUGCUCAGGGGGCCUCAGGGGUCUACUUCACUUAGAAAAUUACACCUUUGAAAUUGAACCUGUUCAGGCACCUGGUACUCCUCAACAUGUGGUGUACAGAUUGGAGGGAAUUGAAGGUGCUGUUCGCAUGAGGUGUGGGCUAACAAAGGAAAUUCAAAGGCGCCAAGAGGCCAUGUUCCAAAAUGAAAUGAAAGUAUUGACUGAAAGGGCUUCUAGAGGAGCCUGGUGGUCACACACCAGGUACAUAGAGGUUGCAAUCGUGAUAGAACAUGAACGAUAUGUCCAGUUUGGCAGAAAUGAAAGUCGUGUUGCUAGGCAAGUUAUGGAUAUCAUCCAUACUGCAAACUCAAUAUAUGAGCCACUGUCUGUUGAGCUGUCUAUAGCUGGCUUGGAGAUAUGGACAGAAAAGAACCUCAUAAAAAUUGUUAACAGCAUAGAUGACACUCUUGAAAUGUUCAGCCAUUUUUUAAAAAGUUCACUAAGUAAACGUAUGCAACUUGACGCUGCUCACUUAUUUAUAUAUAAGAGUUAUGAAAGUAAACUUGGGCUAGCGUACCUAAGUACAGUUUGUAAUACCGAUUGGGCAACUGGUGUUGAAUCAUAUGUGACUACCAGUUUGUUCCUUAUUUCUCACACAUUUUCCCAUCAUUUAGGACACAAUCUUGGAAUGAAACAUGAUGAAAAAUACUGCACUUGUGAUCGAAGUUCUUGCAUAAUGGCUGUAUAUCAAACAACCUCUGAUAAGUUUAGCAACUGUAGUUAUAAUGAAUAUUUCAACAUAAGAAACAGACAGUGUUUGCUAAUUCUACCAGACUCCGAUAAAAUAUAUAAAUUUGCAUACUGUGGAAAUGAAGUAGUGGAAGAUGGAGAGGAAUGUGAUUGUGGUUCACCUGAUCAAUGCAAGUUGGAUCCAUGUUGCCAGUCUGAUUGCAUGUUGAGUCCAAGUGCUGCUUGUGCUUUUGGACAGUGUUGUGGUGAGUGUCAGUAUCUUCCAAUUCAUAAGGUUUGCAGAGAACCGGUCAGCAGCUGUGAUCUGCCCGAGUACUGCAACGGGACUUCAGAAUGGUGUCCUGAAGAUGUUUAUGUACAAGACGGUGCCCCUUGUACUGAUGGUGCAUAUUGCUAUCAUGGGAAUUGCACAACUCACAACGGGCAGUGCAGAAUGAUAUUUGGCAACAAAGCAUCCAGUGCAUCAAAGGAUUGUUUCAGUGAAAUGAAUUCUCGAGGUGAUCGCUUUGGAAACUGUGGGCUUAGACAUGACACUUAUAAGAAAUGUGAUACUCAGAACAUCUUGUGCGGCCGAAUCCAGUGUGAAAAUGUUGAUACAGUACCUUCUUUGGAGGAACACAGAACCAUAAUUAACACGCGCCUUGGAAAUAGGAAAUGCUGGAGCACAGAUUACCACACUGGAAUGAAGAUACCUGAUAUUGGAGCAGUGAGAGAUGGGACUCCUUGUGGCAAAGAAAUGAUGUGUAUUAAUGGGGAGUGCAAGAGUGUGUCCCUCUUGAAAUAUGAUUGCAAUGUCACAAAGUGCCAUAAUCGAGGAAUAUGCAACUCUCACAAACAUUGUCACUGUGAUAAUGGCUGGGCCCCUCCAGACUGUCAAAACAAAGGUAAUGGUGGCAGCAUUGACAGCGGACCUCCUCCACCACGGAAGGCUUCACUCCAUAUUGGCAUCAUUAUAGGAAUUAUAGCAGCAACUGUAUUUCUUGUUUUUUCUGUUUCUGGGCUGGGUAUUUAUUUCAGGAAGCCUCUGAGAGAGCGGUUUGUAAUAAAACCAGAAAGAACAUAGGAAGACAAUAUAAAAGAGGGAGAAAAUCCCAACUGAAUCAGAGAAUUGAACAAUACACUGAAUGUGUCAAAUAGAUGUGCAGGAAAUAAUGGACAGUAUUAUGUAGUGAUACAUUUAAGUUUCUAAAGUUUUAAAAGCCCUUCAUUACAUUUGUCUACUUCGCACAACAGCGUAGAACUCUGCAAUGUGUUGAUGUUUUCUGUGUUCUCUAACUCUCAGAAGUAUCUCCCUCAAGCCCACUGGGGAAAAGAAACUUCUGUGGAGGAAACUAAAUACUUUCAACAAAAGCCAGGCUCGGAAUAAAAUCCCAUUUUCACAGAAACCAACAUAACCACUGAUGCCAUUUGAGUAACUGAGGUGAUGUUCUAAAAUAUGCUAGUUGUAGAGCAGUAAAAAGGCAACAAAAUACUUUAACAGCUGAGCACCACAAUGUUAUGUAAUCUUAGUGAUUCCAUGCCUUCAUAUCAAAGCAACUGAAGAAUGGAUACAGAGAACCGUGGAAACAAAAACAAUGCUAAAAUGACAAAAUGUUUAUUUGUUUAAUUUAUUCAUCACACUUUAAAGAAAGUAAUCCAAAGUGAUUUAUAAUAUAGAAACAAACACAUACAGUACAUUGAAACCAGCAGAAAAUAAAAUAAAAACCAAGGAUAAAUCUAAAAUAAAAUCCCAUUUUUUAAAAGGCGGGAUUAAAACAUUCCACCCACUGGAGACCACAGAUAACUAAAAACAAAGAUCUAGCAAAAGAGGGGGGAGUUUUUGCUUAGUGCCUAAAGCUAUUUCUUUAUGAUGCCAGGUGAGCCUCCUCCGGGGGAGCAUUCCAUAAGCAGGGAGCCGCCACUGAAAAGGCCCCUUCUUGUGUUUCCACACACACACACACCGAACUCCUGAGGAGGAGGCACAAGAAGAAAGGCGUCAGAUGAUUAUUGUAGGGUCUAUGCCGGUUUAAACAGGGAGAGGUGUUUCUUCAAGUAUUUGGGUACUGAGCCACAAUAGGCUUUGUAGGUCAAAACCAGCAAUUUGAAUUGGGCCCAGAAAUUGGGCCCAGUGUGGUUGGGCCAGGAUUGGUGUUAUGUGCUCAGAUUGGUGUUAUGUGCUCCGUGAGCAACCUGACUACUGAAUUCUGUAUCAACUUCUGAAUUGCCUUCAAAGACAGCCCCAUGUAUAACACAUUGAGUAAUCUAACCCAGAGGUCAUCAGAGUGUAGCUGGCCACCAGCCAAAGCUGAUAGAAGGCACUUCAUGCCACCAAGGCCGCUUGAGCCUCAAGUGAUAGCAAAGCGAAGUUUCCAGAUGUGUAACCCCAUCAAGAGCAGUCCAUUUCCCAUCCAUCCAGUCCAGGGAACCAUUCACUUCAGUUUAAUCUGAAUUGAGCUUCAGUUUAUUGGCUCCCAUCCAGUCUAUUACUAAGUCAAGACAUCAGUCAUGCACAUCCACUGCUACAGGGGCGUAGCCAGGAUCAAAACUAG